This is a messenger RNA of Drosophila grimshawi, 2226 nucleotides long. RefSeq names its product HBS1-like protein (gene HBS1). Gene Ontology annotation, molecular function: GTP binding; GTPase activity. The record is from RefSeq and is a predicted model, not a curated record. The transcript has a single exon. NCBI's taxonomy places the organism in Eukaryota, Metazoa, Arthropoda, Insecta, Diptera, Drosophilidae. Gene Ontology annotation, biological process: translation. Bases 109 to 2145 code for a protein of 678 amino acids.
CAAGUGCUUUCAUUUGUCUGCAACUGAAUGAAAUUGUAUAUUGCUUUUCGUUUCCAAUAAUUGCGAAAUAUAAUUAAGAAGCAAGCGUGACUUUAAAAUAUUGCCAAGAUGUCGCGUCACCGAAUAGUACGCGGAAUGGACUACAACGACGAAUACGAUGGCUACACAGAUGUCUAUGGCCAUUCCGUCGACGACGAUUGCGUCUCGCCCACAGAUCAGCAAUGGCUGUAUGACCGGGCUCGUGGCCAGCAUAGUAUGUCGGCGUUCAUCAGGAAGAAUAAGGGCAUUCAGGAGGAGGCAGAGGAUGGCGCUCACAACGAGGAUGACGAGGAUGAGGCGUUUCGCAAGGCUCGACGCGAUUCGGAAAGUUUCCAAAUGCCGCAACUGGAUGAGAUGGCACAAGCCAAGCUCAGCUCGUGUGUGGAUGAGGUGCGCAGUGUGGUCGGCGAUUCCGUUUCCGAGCGUCACAUUGUGGAGACAUCCAUGCGCUUUGACUACGACAUCCAGAAGAUACUCGACGAAAUUCUCAACGACGAGACCAAUCAAAAGGAGAAGGAGAAACAACGUCCGACCAAGCUGAAAGUAAGCGCAACAGCGACGACAGCAACAAGCAAACCGAAUACAACGCCAAAGCCAACGCCCACCAAAAUUACGCUGGCAGCUGUAAAGGAAGCGAAACGUGGCUUCGAGAUUGCCUCACCGAAGGCACCCGCCUCGCCAGUUGUCUCUGGACGAAAUACACCGGUGGACAUUGGCGUGGGUGGCGAUGAGGCUGGGCGCGGUGCAAUGGCCAUUUUUAAGGUAUCCAAGGAUCAGGCAAAUCGCAAUACACAACAGCUUUAUCAGUUGGAGCGCUCCGAACAAAAGAGUCACAUUCACAUGAUUGUCAUUGGCCACGUGGAUGCCGGGAAGAGCACACUGAUGGGUCAUAUGCUCUACGACACAGGCAACGUAUCCCAACGGGUAAUGCACAAGCAUGAGCAGGAAUCCAAGAAGCUGGGGAAACAGAGCUUUAUGUACGCCUGGGUUCUGGACGAGACUGGCGAGGAACGGGCACGCGGCAUCACCAUGGACGUGGGUCAGUCUCGCAUCGAGACGAAAUCCAAAAUAGUCACACUGCUCGAUGCACCGGGGCAUAAGGACUUUAUACCCAACAUGAUAUCGGGCGCAACGCAGGCGGAUGUGGCGCUUCUCGUCGUGGAUGCGACACGUGGCGAAUUCGAAUCUGGCUUCGAGUUGGGCGGACAGACGCGGGAACAUGCGAUACUUGUGCGCUCGCUGGGUGUAAAUCAACUGGGAGUCGUCAUCAAUAAGCUGGACACAGUGGGUUGGUCGCAGGAGCGCUUCAAGGAGAUUGUCCACAAACUCAAAUCGUUCCUCAAGCAGGCUGGAUUCAAGGAGUCGGAUGUCAGCUUUACGCCCUGCUCGGGCCUCACCGGCGAGAAUCUCGCCAAAGCGGCACAAGAACCAUCACUAAAAGCCUGGUAUGAUGGACCCCAUCUGCUGGACGUAAUCGAGCACUUUAAGGUGCCUGAACGCUCCAUCGAUCGGCCGCUGAGAAUGUCCGUCUCGGAUAUAUAUAAAGGAACAGGUUCCGGUUUUUGCAUUUCGGGUCGCAUCGAGACGGGUGUGAUGUGUCUCAAUGACAAGGUCCUGGUGGGCGCUAGUCGCGAGCAAGCUCAGGUGAAAUCUCUCGUCAUGGACGAGCUAACACAGACCAGUGUCUUUGCUGGUGAUCAGAUCUCGGUGACGCUCGCCGGUGUCGAUAUAAGCAAUGUGACCGUGGGCUGCAUUAUCUGUGAUCCACAGAUGCCCAUACCGGUGACGACACGCUUUCAGUGCCGCAUCAUUGUCUUCAAUGUGAAGGUGCCCAUCACAAUGGGUUAUCCGGUGCUUUUGCAUCAUCAGUCGCUCAUCGAGCCGGCUGUUGUUUGUAAACUGACCGCCUCCAUACACAAGAGUACCGGCGAGGUGGUGAAGAAGAAGCCCCGCUGCCUGGGCAACAACUCCUGCGCUCUCGUCGAAGUGGAAACAUCACGUCCGAUCUGCAUUGAGCGCUAUGCCGACUUCAAGGAACUGGGACGCAUCAUGUUGCGCGUCGCUGGCGUUACGAUUGCCGCAGGGAUGGUGACGAAAAUUCGCUAGAGUGCUUUAACAAUACUUUGUACGAAAUUUUAGUUAGCUUUUAGUUUUUUUCUAUUAUAAAUAAAAGCUAAGUUGAUAAUG